Molecule: messenger RNA, 546 nt
Organism: Fusarium verticillioides 7600
Lineage: Eukaryota; Fungi; Ascomycota; Sordariomycetes; Hypocreales; Nectriaceae
Exons: 1
Coding region: 1-546 (181 amino acids)
Source: RefSeq, a predicted model, not a curated record
AUGUCUUCUACCAACGCACCGCGAAUCUCUCCUGCUCUCCACGAAGCCGCGCUUGCUGUGUUUGAGAUGACAGAGCAUAACCGCCGAGCCCAACAGAGCCAACUCGACGAGGCGCUGGAUAUCAAACAGGUCUUCGACUCUUUAUAUCAAAACAUUGACGAGCUUGAGGUGAUGACCAUGCACCUUCACGGUGUACCUGGCGCCGAGUCGUACUUCAAACAGGCGCAGCAGCAUAUUCAAUCGUUCCGUCUUAUACGGAACAACCUCAAGAACACUGUAGCAUCCAUCACCGACGCCGACGUCAAACAUGCUCAGGAAAUGCGGUUCGGUUAUGCCCAGUUUCUGAGCCAUAUCUCUUGCUACACUGGCGAUGACACUCAAGCCCUGGCAUCACUCGAGAACAUCAUCUGGAAGUUCGACGAAGACUUUCACCCAAAACAACGUCAACGACUCGCAACAAUCCGCGAUCAGCUCGAUAGCUUCAUUCUCUUGCUGAACAAGAUGGCCGCUUUGAAACACGCGUUGGAGGAACAGGGGCUAAUCUGA